Molecule: messenger RNA, 1078 nt
Organism: Daucus carota subsp. sativus
Lineage: Eukaryota; Viridiplantae; Streptophyta; Magnoliopsida; Apiales; Apiaceae
Exons: 3
Coding region: 152-634 (160 amino acids)
Source: RefSeq, a predicted model, not a curated record
AUCUUAUUUUUCAUAAAGGGCAACUCAUUUUAGAAAAGAAAUGAUCUGACAUUAUUAAGUGGUCCAAAUUUACUGAAACCAACAACUUAAAACUUGGACCAAACUAAUCUACCACCGAAACUUCUCUCUUCCGAUCUGCUGUCUCUCACUGAUGGAAGGAGUAGGUGCUCGAUUCGGCCGCUCAUCCACCCGUUACGGAGGACCGGCCACUGUAUUCACCGGUCCAGUCCGAAAGUGGAAGAAGAAGUGGAGCCCAGUUACUAAUAACAAACAUCCUCAAAAUACUAAUGGAACUACUUCUUGUAUCUUGUUAUAUAAGUGGACUCCUUAUGAUGUUAAUGUUAGUGAUUCCAAGAAAACUAAAGCUGAGCUUCCUAGACGCAGAUUCAAGUAUAUUCCGACUGCUGCACUGGAAGAACAAAAAAAUGAAUCUGCGGAGGAGGUUGAUGCUGAGGAUGAAUCCAACUCAAGUGAGACUAAACCAGAGGCAGCAGAGCCUGAUUCCAAAAGUGAUGGUAUUAAUGAGAAACCUGAUAUGAAUGAUGUGCCAGCGAAAGAGAACAAGGAUAUAAAGGACAAUCCACAGGAACGUCAAGAUUUGAAUGAAAGCACAUUGGAUUUAAGUUUGGGUUAGCAGUCUUAUCAUAAUAAGUGCAUAUCAGACUAAAGAUAAGUUGUAAUCAAAUAGUGCUAGCAAUCUUGGGAUACAGGUACAAACUUUGUUAGAUUUUAAAUUAUAGGACAGAUUUUAUGUGUCAUCAAUGUGUGCCAAAGCGUUUUAUGCCAAAGGUGUUCUACUUCAGCCAUCAAGCUCUGAACACCUCAGCCAUCAAGCUCUUCUAGCGUAAGCAGAUCUUUAUAGCCAGUCCACAAAUAUAGCCUUCAUCUGAUGCGCUGUUGCUGAGCUUGUAAUUUAUAACAAAUUGUUGUACUGAUAGAUAAGAACAAUAGUUUACAUUCAAAUGCAUAAAACCCACUGUUGAAUCCCGUGAUUCAAAAAAAAACACCAAAAAUUCUUGUAUCAUGUUUGUCUUGAAUUCAUGUCGCCAGUAGUCAAAUUGAUCUUGAUUGCCUAGCA